CGCGUCGGAGUCCGUCCUGCGAGCAAGCGGAUACUGGUUUGUCGUUGCCGCUGUGCUCGCGCGUGCCUCUCCGCGAUCCGCGCGCGCGCGCGCGCGUGCCAGUGCCCACGCGAUUCACCCGCAGUGAGAAUAUCGCAAAGUGCUAACGCCAGCGAGAAAUGAGCGUGUGGUGUUGAGUGACGGGAUGUUGUUUAAUGCCCCGACCGAUCGACCGACGCUGAAGGAAAACGAGCCGUUCGCGAUGCUGACGUCGAGCGCCAACCAGUACCUCCGCCCGGAGUACCUGACGCCCCUGCCGACCACGCUGGACGCGAAGAAGAGUCCGCUGGCCCUGCUGGCGCAGACGUGCAGUCAAAUCGGCGUGGAUCCACCGCAGUCGGGCAAGUCGAUGCUGGCAUCUCACGACAGCAAGGCCAGCAGCAAGGCCGCCAGCAAGUCCUCGUCGGACCCGGCGGGCGCGGGCCGAGAGAAGGGCUCGCCGGCGACGGCGCUGUACGUGCCGCCAACGCCGUCGGCCUCGUCGACCUCGUCGACCUCGUCGACCUCGUCGAUCGAGAGCGCCCGGUCCAGCAGCAGCUUCAAGCCCUACGAGUCGUGCCUGGCCGAGGCCAAGUCGUCGAGCCCCGAGCAGCAGCAGCAGCGCGUGUCGUCGGUGCACUCGUCGAGCUCGAGCACCUCGCGCUCGCGCACGCCGGCGACCAGCAACAAGCGCUGCUCGAGCAACCAGAGCGCCUCGUCGGGCGGCCGGGCGGCCACGCCGCAGGGCCGCAAGAGCUCCACGCCGGGCGAGCCCCGGGCCUCGCCGAGCUCGAGGCCCGGCGAGGGCGCGGCCGCGGCCCCCAGCCCCUCGCGGCCGAGCGCCUCGCUGGCCGCGACCGCCACCACCGCCAGCGCCUCGGCGGCCACCUACGGGCUGCCGUUCCCGCCGCAGCUGCCGGCGAUGGACCCGAUGUCGGCGAGCUCGCUCAUGUCGGCGCAGCACCACGCGGCGCUCAAGAGCGGCCUGGCGCACCCCUACAUGGGCUACGCGCGCAUGAAAACGCCCGGCGGCGCGGACGCCCUGGUGCCCGUCUGUCGCGACCCGUACUGCAGCAGUUGCCAGCUGAGCAGCCAGCUGCUGGCCUCGGCGCCGGGCGCCGCCGCGGCGGCCGCCAAGGCGGCGGCCGCGGGGCCGUGUGCCGCCGGCUGCGCGCAGUGCGACCACGGCAAGUCGUCGGCGGUCGCCGCGGCCGUGGCCGCCUCGGCCUCGCCCGCCUACGCCGCGUACGCGCACGCGCAGCUGGUGGCCUUCGCCGCCGCCUCGCAGGUGCCCUACGUGUGCAACUGGAUCGGCAGCGACGCCGCGUACUGCGGCAAGCGGUUCGCCACCUCGGACGAGCUGCUGCAGCACUUCCGCACGCACACCGGCCAGCCGGCCGGCCCCGGCGGCGACGCCAACGCCGCGGCCGCGGCCGCGGCCACCACUGCGGCGGCCCUGUCGCUGCUGACGCCGCCGGUCCUCGCCGCCGGCCACCCGCUGCUGUCGCGGUCCUACCCCACGCCGCCGCUCAGCCCGCUCGCCUCGGCCAGGUACCACCCGUACGGCAAGCCGCACUACGGCGCGCCGGGGCUCGGCGGGCUCGGACUGCAGCUGCCGCCGCCGCCGCACGCGCUGCCGGCAGCCGCCGGACUGCCGCCCUACUUCUCGCCCUACUCGCUGUACGCGGGCUCGAGGCUUGGUGCCGCGUCCGGGAUGCAUCCGUAAGCGGUUCAGUGUGAUAAUCGAGUCGGCCCGCCUCGCUCGAGGCACCCUCUCGGCGGCCGAGCGCUCGUGUUUGACGCUCUUCCCGUUCAUUUGUGUGACAGUGAACGCGUGUGUGUCGACUUGCGACUGUCUUCUUCCACGGACACCCGUAACGCGAGGUUCUUUCGAGAAGUAUCACAAGACGCUCGAAGCCUUUUCUCCCAAGUACGCUCAAGUUAUGUACUUUUCUUUCGGUCGAGAGGCGCUCGAGAGAGAAACGCGAGGUCGAUCAUAUAUAUAUAUAUAUAUAUAUAAAUAUAUAUAAAGAGCCUGACUGGUAUACCACCGCGCGGAUUCGUUGCGGAUGUUUGACUGUGAUUAUUUACUUUGACUUUCUCGAUUAACGCCGAGGGACGACUGCGGGCGUAUCUAUAACGAUAUAAAUAUAAAUAGAUAAGAGACGCAGAUUUCGUUUGUUUUCCUUCGCGGUAUACAUAUAUUGCGAUCUUUUGUUUUUAAUCUUCCGUACUGUCGAAUUUCAUUCAUGUACAAUUGUCAUCCUUUUCAUAUCCCGAUUCGAAUUCGAUGAUUAUUAAACUGCGAGCGGUAGAAAACGUUACUAUUUGACUUGUAUUGUACCCACGAAGGCCACUGAAUGUGGGAUCACGUGUAUCUCCGCAUUGGAAAUCACGUCUUUGUCCCUUGCAAUGCUGUAUGCCUUAUCAAUAUCGACGACUGUCUGUGUAUCCGAGUGUCCUUUUUUUCUUGUCUCUCUUUGCAUACCAUGUAAAUAUUGAAAUUAGUAUGUGCGUUCUCGUUUCAUAAUGAAAAGACAACUGUAAAUGUUCAUUAUCAUAGGACUUCUCUUUCUGUCCUUGACGAAUUCGUUAUUUAUCGGUCGCGGUGCAUAAUUCCCCUCUUUUUUCUUCGACAAAUUACGGCAUCGUAAAAGACUUCAUCGACGGCCUGCUUCUUCUUUCAUCGUUACAUCGUUACCAACGUAUUGAAUGUUACAUCUGCCUUGUAACGAGCGACAGUAAAAUGAAUAAUCAUAAGCUCUCUGUGUACCCCCCUACCGACUCGUAGUAUUUUUUUCUUUUUUUUUGGAUUUUUUUUUAUUGUUGCUACGCGUAGCACAGGAUGGAUAAUGAUGAAAUAAAAAGAAGGCGCAUGGAAUAAAGCGCUUAACUACGAAUUGCCCAGCCCAUAAAUUUGGACGUUGAACAUUGUCGGGGCUGCUAACGCGUUGCUCACGGCUGCAUAAUCAGUCAGUGUCGCCUCCCCCUCCCGUUUUCAUUAUUUAUAACCGGACGCCGCAGAGAGUGAGAGAGUGAGAGAGAGAGAGAGAGAGGAAGAGAGAGCGCGCGCGAGCGCACACUAGCCACGCGAAUUUGCUCACGCACUCUGCCUCUGUACAAUCCUUAUGCGUAUAUAGAUAGAUGCAAGAGAGAUAUACUGUAAAUUUGUUCAUAGACAGCAUUAUACAGAUAUAAUGUAGCUUGUAAUUACAACGCGAAGGAGGACCGAUGGAUCACGUGUGAGCGUGCAAGAGCGAAAGAGCGCAUGGCAGAGCGUACAUUUGAUGCGAGAGGCUGCGUGAAAGUUUUCAUUGUGCUGCGAGGGACAAAAAAGUGCUAACGAUAGAUAUAUAUAUUAUAUAAAUAUAUAUAGUAUAAAUAUAUGCAACAAUCUCGUCGUCUAUUUUUGCGUAACCAAAGUUCUUUGUAUAGAUGAUAACGAACCAUUUCAUUCAACUACAUAUGUAGGACGUUGUUUUCCGCGACGUCUCGCCCGGAUGAAAAAAGUGGAAAGAACAAAGAAAGAAAGAAAGAAGGGCUUUUACCUAUAUCGCCCCUUCGAUGUCGAUUUAUUAUUAUUCCCCUUCGAGACAAAUGUAUUAACGAUCUUUUUGUUAUUAUUAGGAGCAAAUUAUCCUUCGAACGAUUACUUUUCUUUUGCGAUGUUUGUACCACAAAUCGUCAGCGUUUUCAUUGUUGUAAUAUUUUUAUUAUCGUCAUUAAUUAUUUUACAUUAUUCUAUUGAUUAUAUUUACUGAAGAAAAACAAUACAUUCUUAUGUUUAUCUUAUAUGAUAUUUUGUUUUUCUCUUUCUUGUUUGGUAUUGAGAAAAUGCUGAGAAAAUUUAAACAAACGCUAUAGGUUUUUCAAUUUUGAACUAGCGGAAAAGAAAAUUUAUAACGCAAGAAGCGAAUUUGUCGAAAAAGAAAACUGUGUUUUAGUCAACUAAAAACCAUUACAUUUGUAAACAAAACAGCGAAUUCGAUAAUAUUGGCGCUUGUAUAGUAGUUUUUCCCUCUUAAAUUACGUGCAAAUCUGUCUCUUGAACAAUUGGAAAUGGCGAAAAAAUUUCUGAAAAAUAUAACAGAUUGUUUCACA
Messenger RNA from Phymastichus coffea, 4119 nucleotides. RefSeq names its product zinc finger protein Noc-like. Gene Ontology annotation, biological process: negative regulation of DNA-templated transcription. The transcript has 2 exons. NCBI's taxonomy places the organism in Eukaryota, Metazoa, Arthropoda, Insecta, Hymenoptera, Eulophidae. The coding region runs from base 185 to 1744 and encodes 519 amino acids. The record is from RefSeq and is a predicted model, not a curated record. Gene Ontology annotation, cellular component: nucleus.